This is a messenger RNA of Cordyceps fumosorosea ARSEF 2679, 699 nucleotides long. Its product is annotated as Chromo domain-like protein. Gene Ontology annotation, cellular component: pericentric heterochromatin. The coding region runs from base 1 to 699 and encodes 232 amino acids. NCBI's taxonomy places the organism in Eukaryota, Fungi, Ascomycota, Sordariomycetes, Hypocreales, Cordycipitaceae. The record is from RefSeq and is a predicted model, not a curated record. The transcript is spliced from 2 exons. Gene Ontology annotation, biological process: negative regulation of transcription by RNA polymerase II; chromatin organization. Gene Ontology annotation, molecular function: chromatin binding.
AUGCCUCCAACAGUCGUUUGCCUUCCCUUUCCAGAACUUCCCUUUCCAGAACACUAUGACGAAGAUGCCGAUCCCGAUGGCUCACGUUCUGACCUUCUCGACAGGCAACCGCAAGAGGGAGAAGGCGAUCCUACGAAGGCGGCUACUUCCGCGAAGCAGCGCAGCAGCGAAAUCCAACCGACGCGACCACCGACCCGAAAGAGAGGUUUACGAGAUAAGUUAGCAACAGAGGUCGAAAAGCAAAGCCCCAGGGAAACUCGGACGCCAAAGACUACUCCGCCCUCGGACAACAAAAAAUCUGGUUUGAAGCGUAAGCGAAAUGAGGUUUUUGGUUCAGACACCGAAGACACGCCCCCGCCAGCAACAAAGAAACGCAGGGGACGCAAGAAUAUGCAGAAGGAGCGCGAUAUUGAGAGCCCUGGAUUGACCCCGGGGCAGGGUUUGGAGGAAGACGGCGGCAGCGAUGAAUGGGAAGCGGAACGAAUCGUCGGCGCUCGCAUUGAGGCGGACACCUACAUCCACUGGUACGAGGUGAAGUGGAAAAACUGGUCGACUAAGCACAAUACUUGGGAGCCAAAGAAGAACCUGGCGGCCUGCCAGAAUCUUAUUGAAGAGUUUGAAGCUCUUGAGCAAAAGAAGGCGACGGCCAAGAAGAAGCACGACAAGAAGCAGCAUGCGGCAUCCCUCUUAGAAAAAUGA